GCUCGCCCGCGUCAGUGUCAAUCUCUGUUUUCGCUACAGCGGCCGUCAUCGGCGUACGCGUCGCAGGUCACCGAAAAAAAAAAGUUUAGCUUCCUUGCGAGUAAACCACAAUUUUUUCGCGUUUAUCGGGUCGCGGUUCUCCGGUGAGCAUUGUAUGUGCUGAAAAAAGUGAUACCCUCUGGGAGGCAAGCAUUGGCCGGUCGGCACCCGGAGCAAUGGAUGUGACGGAGUGCUGUAGGCUAUGCCUGAAGGAUGCCUCCAGCGCUGAGGCGGCCCGAAUCGAUCUGCACCAGGAUCAGACCGUGGCGGACAUGGUCCAGGAGGUGUACGAUAUCUACAUAAAGGAUUCCCACCGGGGUUCCAGCUACAUUUGCGUGCCGUGCUACCGGAAUGUAGCCAAAGUUAAGACCCAUCUCGACCGGCAUAAAACAACACGGACAUUGGCGGCGAUGAAUCAAUCCAUUAUGGAAGCGCAGGAUGAUGCCUUCAUGGAGGAAUCCGAUGACGAGGACUUCUUCACUAGUUCCAAGCUUGGCUAUCGCCGGCCAACCUCUUCCCCAGUGGACGUGCUACUCAGCCUGAAAGACUGCAUGCAAAGUAAACGUUUCCGUGAAGCGUUGACCGAACGUUGUGAGCUGGGUCACCUUUUGGUGUCUGGACCGAUCUACCAGAGGGCUACCGGCAGCUUCCUGGACACGUGGCAUCCCACUCAGCUGUACUGCCACAAAUGUCGCAGUAAAUUUGAUUCAAAAUCGUCGCUCGAAGAGCACACCAUCUCAUGUAAGUUUAAGUGCAUUUUCUGCUCUCGAAGCUAUACGCAUGAGGAAUCAUUAAAUUUACAUUCGUGUCCUAGAAGAGAUAAGCAUAAAAAAGCAAAGAAACGUAAAGCAAAACAGCAUCGUUUGAAUAACGCUACUAAAAUAAGCAAAACUACGACACCGUCUCCUACGGAGAAGUCGCAACCGACUAUCGUAGCCGAUUCUGUAGUGCAGCAGAAGGAACAACCGACGACUGUAGUUCCGAUUCCACAGUUAUUGCCUGCGCCGGUGGCAGCUCCGCGCAUUGAAGGAGAAGCGAACCUGGAUGCCGAAUUGACGAAUCUACUGGAAAGAUGGUACGGCCAAGGGGAGGACAUAGAAGAACUGAGCCAUCUUAGCGUUGGAGCCAUUGACGCUCCGCUGGAUAACGGCGUUUUCACUAAUUCUGACCUGUAUAGUCGCAUUAUAGAUUCCAGCUAUCAGGCAUCUACAGCUGCUCCAAAACCAGCUAUUUCAGUUCGACCCAUGAGCCAACUGAUUGAAACUCCCGUAGAACAGAGUCUGCCAUCCUCUGUACCAGCCUUGGUUCCCCUGUCUGAUACGAAUGUCCCUAUGGAUGUGAUUGAAAUCGAUGAUGACGACGAUGUACACACCACACUUCCGGUGGUUCCUUCGGCUAGUGCUUCUACGGCUGGUAAACCGGAGCAGACUCUGAGUGAAAAAGAUAUCCUGAACAUCGUCAAGCACUUCCGGGGCAUCGAUGAAAAUGAGUCAUACCUUGUGAAGGCUAAGAUCAACGGAGCGCAAAAACUUAUUUGCAUCAGUAAGAGGAAAAACGAAAGCGGUGUGCAAACCUCAGUUGCAGCUCCCGUGAGCCAAAAUAGUAAUUCAGCGCUCCAAGCGGGCAGUAGAAAUCCUCCACAGAAACAAAUUGUGAUAGCACCUUCAGUUAAACAAUCAUCCGUACAGAAUGCCAACACUAUUAUACCUUCGACUGCCGUAAAACCUCCUUUAGCGAUCAAAAGUGUAGCCUCCAUCAAUGGGGCUCCAACUGCAUCUACAGGUCCGCAGCUGAAAAUUUCCCACGUACAGUCCUUAGUUUCGGACCCGAGUACAUCACAGCAACCGGCACCUAGACUCUUGAAUGGAAUGCCGCAGCAAACCACUACGGUUGCAUUGAAACCCAACUUGGCAGUUCGGAAGGCGCCGGCUGCCAGCUUCACCGUUAGAACUGCUCAACCGAAACCUAGCGCGGCCAAUAAGCCGGCCCCGCAGAGGAUCAUUGUUGGCAGCAACUCGUUGAAGUUCGUGAGCAACAGCGGAGGUGCGCCUAAUCGUUUCGUUCCAAUCGCUCCUAAGCCUGAUGCCGGUCCAAGCCCACCGCGAGCCGUAUUUGUACAGAGAAAGCAGGUGCAAACCAUCAUCCAAUCGUCGACGUCGACGGUAACGCGGACUAACAUUGGAGGGAACGUUGAAUCCACAACGACUAGCAGCAGCAGCAGCACAACUACCGAUUUUAACAAUUCGUUGCUGAAAACGCAACUACUCCAGCAACCGGCGAAAGUCUAUCCGGGCGGCAGUGGAACCGCCCCGAAUGGGAAUCGGAAUAUCGCCUCUAAAUCGACUACUCUAGGUGGAGCGUUGGCUAGCCUUGCUGGCUCGAAUAGGCAGUUUAAAUUGAACAAUACGACCAUCAAACGGAUGAAUUAAUCUCACGUGAGCCGAGAAACUAGCAGAACAAGUGUCACAGGUAUUGUAGAGAUAACGGAACAUUCUUCUGUUCAUAAAUCAUUGAACACGUAUCUUGUAGAAUUGCAGACGAUUUGCCUUAAUUGCUUUGCUUGGCAAAGGGAAGUAUUUGGGGCCGUUUUGGUCUGGUCGGGUUUCUUUGAAUCGAAUUCUUCGGGUAAUGUUCUGCAAUUCUACAAUCCAUUUACAAACAAAUUAAGGCAAAGUAAUAUAGCUCUAAAAUACGAUAAGUGUAACGUUUA
Aedes albopictus (Asian tiger mosquito) is the source of this 2749-nucleotide messenger RNA. Its product is annotated as nascent polypeptide-associated complex subunit alpha, muscle-specific form. The coding region runs from base 216 to 2468 and encodes 750 amino acids. Gene Ontology annotation, molecular function: zinc ion binding. NCBI's taxonomy places the organism in Eukaryota, Metazoa, Arthropoda, Insecta, Diptera, Culicidae. Gene Ontology annotation, cellular component: nucleus. The transcript has 3 exons. The record is from RefSeq and is a predicted model, not a curated record.